Culicoides brevitarsis is the source of this 2006-nucleotide messenger RNA. It is a transcript of the gene Moe, whose product is annotated as moesin/ezrin/radixin homolog 1. NCBI's taxonomy places the organism in Eukaryota, Metazoa, Arthropoda, Insecta, Diptera, Ceratopogonidae. Gene Ontology annotation, cellular component: microvillus; cytoskeleton; filopodium. Gene Ontology annotation, molecular function: actin binding; cell adhesion molecule binding. The coding region runs from base 224 to 1945 and encodes 573 amino acids. The record is from RefSeq and is a predicted model, not a curated record. The transcript has 6 exons. Gene Ontology annotation, biological process: positive regulation of protein localization to early endosome; regulation of organelle assembly; regulation of cell shape.
UCUUUUGGUACAGUCGUCGCGUUGUUCGCUGUUUCUCUCGUAUAACCGCGCUUAGUUUACAUAUGUGAUAACUAAUUUCUUUUUUUUUUCGUCGUAACUUCAACAAAUGCAUUAACUCGACGUCGUCGUCGUCGCUCGUCGUUUACACAACGUUCGUGAACACACAACAAGACUUUACUUUGAAUUUUUAUAUUCUCUAAAAUUAAAAAAAAAAUCAACAAAAAUGCCUAAAUCGAUGAAUGUUCGCGUCACUACCAUGGAUGCUGAGUUGGAGUUUGCCAUCCAGCACAGCACCACAGGCAAACAGUUAUUUGAUCAAGUUGUCAAGACAAUCGGUCUGCGGGAAGUCUGGUUCUUUGGAUUACAAUACACAGACUCGAAAGGCGAUCUAACAUGGAUCAAGUUAUACAAAAAGGUUAUGAACCAAGAUGUACAAAAAAGCGAUCCGCUUCAAUUUAAAUUCCGUGCCAAGUUCUAUCCGGAGGAUGUGGCUGAAGAGCUCAUUCAGGACAUUACCCUUCGUUUGUUCUAUUUGCAAGUAAAGAAUUCCAUUUUGUCGGAUGAGAUCUAUUGUCCGCCCGAGACGUCGGUGUUGCUUGCCUCAUAUGCCGUACAAGCGCGUCACGGCGACUUCAACAAAGGCACUCACAUAACGGGCUUCCUGGCGAACGAUCGUUUGUUACCGCAACGCGUCAUCGACCAACAUAAAAUGUCGAAAGACGAAUGGGAGCAAUCCGUAACGACGUGGUGGCAAGAGCAUCGCGGCAUGUUGCGCGAAGACGCCAUGAUGGAAUACCUGAAAAUUGCUCAGGACUUGGAGAUGUAUGGCGUAAACUACUUCGAGAUUCGCAACAAAAAGGGCACCGAACUAUGGUUGGGCGUCGAUGCCUUGGGCUUGAACAUCUACGAGAAGGAUGACAAGUUGACGCCGAAAAUUGGUUUUCCCUGGAGCGAAAUUCGCAAUAUUUCCUUCAACGAUCGCAAAUUCAUCAUAAAGCCCAUUGACAAGAAGGCGCCCGAUUUUGUCUUUUUUGCGCCACGCGUUCGCAUCAACAAGCGUAUUUUGGCUCUUUGCAUGGGCAAUCACGAGUUGUACAUGCGAAGACGCAAACCCGAUACCAUUGAUGUGCAACAGAUGAAGGCGCAGGCACGCGAAGAGAAAAAUGCCAAACAGCAGGAACGCGAAAAGUUGCAAAUGGCGCUGGCGGCACGUGAACGUGCGGAGAAGAAGCAACAGGAGUACGAGGAUCGUCUGAAGGCCAUGCAAGAGGAGGUCGAACGUUCACAAGCUAGUCUCUUGGAAGCGCAGGAAAUGAUUCGUCGCCUGGAAAUUCAGUUGCGCGACUUGCAAAAGUCCAAGGACGAGCUGGAGGCGCGUCAGAACGAGCUGCAAGAGAUGAUGCAACGCUUGGAGGAGACGAAGAACAUGGAGGCGGCCGAACGCCAAAAGCUCGAAGACGAAAUCAAUGCCAAACAGGCUGAAGUGCAGAGAAUACAGAUGGAAGUCAAUGAGAAGGAUUCCGAAACUAAACGGUUACAGGAUGAAGUUGAGGAGGCACGUCGCAAGCAGAACGAAGCAGCUGCCGCCUUAUUGGCUGCAACAGCAACACCCAAAAAUCUGCAUGUCGCCGAAGACAAUGACGAGGAAGACAUGAUCACAAAUGGCAACGGUACUUCAGACCAAUCACGUGACUUAGAGACAGACGACACCAUCAAAGAUCCCGUCGAGGAUCGACGCACGCUCGCCGAGCGAAAUGAACGUCUUCACGAUCAACUUAAGGCACUUAAACAAGACUUGGCAUUGUCACGUGACGACACAAAAGAAACUGCUAAUGAUAAGAUUCAUCGUGAGAAUGUCCGUCAAGGUCGUGACAAGUACAAGACGCUGCGUGAAAUUCGUAAAGGCAAUACAAAACGUCGUGUGGAUCAAUUUGAAAAUAUGUAAAAAAAAUCGUAAAUCUUGUAAAAUCAACGGUUAUCUAAGAAACAUUAAAAAAAAAUAAAAA